AUGGAAAAAUUCAGUCCAGUUACUAUCAGAGAAUCUCCUGAUAUUUUUGAUUACUCGGUCGGUAAAGCAGAAACCGCUUUGGCAUUUGGCCCUUACGUUGGUGGUGCGCCGGACCGAAAGAGACAAAGAAAAGAGGUCUCGGAAAAUCAAGAAAAACAUGUUCUAGAGGAGCUGAUUCACUCAGCCCAACAGAAUCAGAUUCAACUCACGGCACCUACCGACUCCUCCAAAGAAAUCUGUCGAUUGACUGAGGAAAUUCAAAAACUUCUUAAAAUCAUAUAUCAAACUGGACAGGUUAAAGGCCUUCCCAACAUCGGCAACACAUGUUUUGUUAACAGCGUGUUGCAAGCAUUAAUUUCAAGCGAGUUAGCUUCCAUGGAGAUAAAAGCCUGUCAGGAGUCAAGUUCUGAAUUGCUCAAUCUUUUGAGAAGCUGCUUGACAGAAAUGGGAGGAACGCAAGACAAAUUCCUGGAGAAGCAACUGAUAAAAUUGAGAGGCGUUCUUGAAGUUGAACUUCAGUGGAUUAAGAACACCUUCCAAGAUGCCACAGAACUGCUUGACCAUAUCAUUCAAUGUUGUUCAUCGUGUCCGGGUUGGCAACACAUUUCAGAUCUCUUCCAGUUCUCCCUUGUUGGAGUUUGCGGAUGGUGCAUGUGCGGAAUAAAUGACGAGUCAGAGGAAGGGCGGACUCUUAUUUUAGAAACUAAUCAUUUCUCUGAAACUGUUACUCUCAAUAAGCUCUUGCAACAGACGCUUUCAUUAAAUGUCGACCACUGCUCCGGACAUAGAAGAACUAAUGCCUCAAAGAUGUUUUUGACUGCACCAAGACUGAUUCUCAUGAGACUCACACGCAACCCUAAUGUUCCUAAAGUGAGAGUGAUGCUACCAAAUUUCAUUAGUAUUGGAAUUUUUGGCUGUGAUGAAUCGCGUUUUGAACUGUGCUCGCAGCUAUGUGUCACCAACGUGGCCACUGGUACGCUAUAAGGAAGGCAGCAAGCGGCCAAUGGUUCAAAAUGAGCGACAGUGCUGUGCAAGAGCUAACAGACGAUUUGAGAGAAGAAGCGGAAAAGGACUCGGUCAUUCUCCUUUUUGAAUUAAAGAGUCUCGAACACAACCCGAAUAUGAAGCAUGUUGCCAUUCAGACAGACAAUACAGGCCACCCGAACGCCCAACGUCUACUGGAUCUCUGGAUUUUACUUCACUCAGUCUUUCCUGACCGGCGUCAUGCAGAGGCCCCGAUUUUUGGUGCAUCGCUGGCAGUGUCUGUCUCCAGGACGUCAAACUCAAAGCCCACAGCAUUGCUGGGCACUUUGAAGAAUCGAGCGUAGUACUGCAAUGGCCUUUUCUUGGAGGGGGCGCAUUUCAACAGGCAAACAGGACUGCUAGAUGAGAGUCCGCCCAAAGUCCUCUUUGAUUAACUGCCCAUUGUUUGGCCGAAGCCUGGAAUUAGGAGGCCGAGUUCCAGCCAAGGUCCAUUUUCAGAUGCCCAGUGUAUAAAACCAGAGCUCGGCGUGGCAUCUUGAGCACCACUGGCCACUCAGAUUCAGACUCAGAUAAUAUUGAUUUCGUAUAGAUCAACAUUUGUACAGAAAUAAUCUUUGGAAUAGGUCACUGUAAUACAGCCAUAUCUCAAUAUAACUAUAAUACAGCUUACUAAAUUUAAAAUACAUUAAAAAUAUAGUUCACACAAUUUUACACAAAAAAUAUUCAUGCACGUCAUAGAACAUUUUGUCGUAGAAUAUUAAUUCCAAUUCCUUCUCAAACACUUGAUAACUAUCAAUGUUUUUUAUUCUAUCGGGAAGAUGAUUGAAAAUCAUAAUGUGAGGGGACUGCGCAGUCAGCAACAGUCUGUUUUGUUUGACAAAUAAGUCUUGCUCCGCUAUAGGUUAAUUUCGAGUACUGCGAUUCUGGUGCACCUUGCUUUCAGAAUUUUU
This is a messenger RNA of Neocloeon triangulifer, 1934 nucleotides long. RefSeq lists its product as uncharacterized. Gene Ontology annotation, molecular function: cysteine-type deubiquitinase activity. The coding region runs from base 1 to 984 and encodes 327 amino acids. The record is from RefSeq and is a predicted model, not a curated record. Gene Ontology annotation, biological process: protein deubiquitination. NCBI's taxonomy places the organism in Eukaryota, Metazoa, Arthropoda, Insecta, Ephemeroptera, Baetidae. The transcript has 9 exons.